AUUUAUAUAGUAAUCUAUAUUCGAUAUUUAUUACUUAUUUUUUGUUCUUUCUUUCUUUCUCCUUGGUCAAUGAUGAAGAACAUAUAUAUUGAUCUUCAUUCUUAAAAUCUAGUUAUGUAUUAAUGACGAGUAACGUUAUCUUUAAAAAUGGAUAAGGAAAUAGGAUUGACAUAAAAAGGAAAUAAUGCAUUAGUCAAUAUGCAUAAAUUUGUUGUAAAACAAGAAAAGGAAAAGAAGAUACUGUACAUUAUUAUCCAAAGUAUUAGAUAGGAAAUUACAUAUCUACCGUACUCAAUUUUAAAAAUACAGUUUCAAAGGGUAAAAUUGGUGAACUAUAGAAGUUUGGGUAUUAGUGCAUCAAUUCGGAAAUUUUGGGUGCAUUUGGAAAAUUUAAAUAGUAAUUUUGCCGUUAAAAAAAAAAAAAUAGUAAUUUUAAAAAGACGGCGUCGUUUAAGCCACACACGUCUCAGUCUUCAUCUUCUUUUCAUAACGGCCUGAGCUUGCAAACACCGGCGAGAAGAUUCUUAAUGAGGACCUGUGCUUACGAACGCGAGCGAGACAAGAACCUUAAAUUUGGCGUUGAAGGUUAGGGAUUUCUUAUAUUAAUCAAUCUUUUGGUACAGCAACAUCUCUGUGAGGCUCUUCUCUUCCUUGUUUCGAGAACCAAUGCAUUUGGGCGAGAAAGGGAUCUAAUUUUUAGGAUUUAUCAUUAGUUUGGUCGUGAUAUCGUGUAUCCCAAGUUCCUGGCGAGUUUAUAGUUUCUCUUAGGAUUUAGGGUUUAUGUGUCAUGUCAAGCUUGUUAUACUGCCGACGGUUUUGUCCGAUUAAUUCUGGAGACUCUGUGUCCAUUUCGCAAUUUCUCACUCAUAAGCUAAUAAGGUGUCUGCUGAGUAGAACAUUGUGUUCAGUAUCAGAAAGGAAAACAGAGGUUGCCAAAGAGAAGAGACCAUGGUUAAAGUCCUUUACUGUCUCAUAUCUCGUGAAUUCAUGUGGGUUGUCUUUGGAAUCUGCUAAGUCAAAGUCAAGAUUCGUAAAGUUGUCAUCUUCAGAAAGACCAGACUCUGUACUCACAUUGCUCAAGAACAGUGGCUUCACCAAUGAGCAGAUCAUCAGGGUUGUCAAAUCAUUCCCUACUAUUCUGAUUGUGAACCCAGAGACUGUACUCUUACCAAAGCUCAUGUUUUUCCGAUCAAUCGGGUUAUCGAGCUCUGAUACCGCGAAACUCAUCUCAAAUUGUCCCACAACACUGUCCCUUAGCUUGACUAACAGGCUGAUUCCUUGCUAUGAUUCCCUCAAGAGCAUACUCGGCGAGCAAGAAAAUGUCCUCAAAUGUUUGAGACGUGGAUAUUGGAUUUUCACAUUGGACACUACAAAGUACUUGGCUACACGGCUAUCUCUCUGUCGAGAUCUUGGAGUCCGGGACCAAAGCAUCAAAGCACUGGUCCAAAACGGUCCACUUGUGUUCUUCUGCUCCGAGAGAAAGUUCAACGAGGUCCUGAACAGAGUUCGCGAUUUUGGUUUUGACCCGAAAAAGAUGUAUUUCAUUCAUGCUAUGUUAGUUUUCUUUCAUGUUAGUGAAUUCACUGUGGAACACAAGUUUGGGCUGUACCAACAAUAUGGUUGGUCCAAAGACGAUUGCGUGGCAGCAUUCAUGAGAUUCCCAAACUGUGUGAAGAUAUCAGAUGGGAAGAUUACGGGAACCAUGGAUUACCUCGUAAACAAUGUGGGUCUCCCUCCUGGUGCCAUUGCUAUGCAACCUUUUGUUUUGGGUUUGAGCUUGGAGAAGAGAAUCAAACCAAGGAACAUGGUGAUCUCUGAGCUUCUUGCUAAAGGCUUGGUGACGAAAGAAGAUUUGAACUAUUUCCAGAUUCUUAAGAUUAAAGAUUGUGUGUUUGCGGAUAAGUUUGUUCUUAAAUUUCAGCAGGUUUCUGCUCUCCAGUCAUGCCUUUGACAGAAAAGAUACAUCAUCAAUUUUUGUUAUCUUAGUCUUUUUUUGUUGUUGUGAAUGAUGACAUUUACUACAUUGUCAUCUGUUUUUUGAUUGAUGCUGUGAAAAUCAUAAUGUUAAUCAUGUCAAAAAAAUUUACUUCUAAUGACACCAAAGCUUAUUAUCUUUAUGGAUUGUGUGCCUCUUCAGACUU
Molecule: messenger RNA, 2141 nt
Organism: Arabidopsis lyrata subsp. lyrata
Lineage: Eukaryota; Viridiplantae; Streptophyta; Magnoliopsida; Brassicales; Brassicaceae
Exons: 1
Coding region: 788-1951 (387 amino acids)
Biological process (GO): regulation of DNA-templated transcription; chloroplast organization
Cellular component (GO): chloroplast
Molecular function (GO): double-stranded DNA binding
Source: RefSeq, a predicted model, not a curated record